AUGUCUGACACUGAGGAGAUUGUGGAGGAGUACGAGGAGGAAGAAGAAGAAGAGGAGAAUGUAGAGGAAGCCCCUCUGAUUGAGCAUGAGGAGAAGGAGCUGGCAGAGGAAGAAGAGGAGGAAGAAGAAGAAAAGGGGGAGGAUGCGGAGGAACCAGAAGAAGACUCCAAGCCUAAGCCCAAGAUGUUUCUCCCAAACAUGGCCCCCCCAAAGCUGCCUGAUGGCGAAAAAGUGGAUUUUGAUGACCUUCAUCGCAAGCGUCUUGAGAAGGACUACAAUGAACUGCAGAGCCUUAUCGAGACCCAUUUUACCAGUAGACAGAAGGAGGAAGAUGAGCUGGUGGCGCUGAAAACCCGUAUCGAGCGGCGCCGUGCAGAUCGUGCUGAGCAACAGCGUAUCCGAACUGAACGCGAACGUGAAAGGCAGGCUCGUCUGGCUGAGGAAAGAGCGAGACGUGAAGAAGAGGCAGCCAAACUCAGAGCCGAGGAGGAUGCCAAGAAGAAGAAACUCCUUACCAACAAAGGAUAUGGGGGCUACUUGCAGAAGGUUGAGCAAAAGAAGGGCAAGAAGCUUACAGAGCGUGAGAAGAAGACAAAAGCCCUAAUGGAGCGCCGAAAGCCACUCAACAUCGACCACCUCAACCAAGAGAAGCUGACUGAGAAGGCCCGGGAUCUCUGGCAGUGGCUGCAGCAGCUCCAUGCUGAGAAGUUUGACCUGGCCGAGAAACUUAAGAGGCAGAAGUAUGAUGUCAAUGUGCUGCGCAACAGAGUCAAUGAUCAUCAGAGGUACAGCAAGACAAACAAGACCUCCAGAAAGUCCUGGAAGUAA
Molecule: messenger RNA, 828 nt
Organism: Trichomycterus rosablanca
Lineage: Eukaryota; Metazoa; Chordata; Actinopteri; Siluriformes; Trichomycteridae
Gene: tnnt2c
Product: troponin T2c, cardiac
Exons: 1
Coding region: 1-828 (275 amino acids)
Biological process (GO): cardiac muscle contraction; regulation of muscle contraction; sarcomere organization
Cellular component (GO): troponin complex
Molecular function (GO): tropomyosin binding; troponin I binding; troponin C binding
Source: RefSeq, a predicted model, not a curated record